Molecule: messenger RNA, 810 nt
Organism: Anopheles coustani
Lineage: Eukaryota; Metazoa; Arthropoda; Insecta; Diptera; Culicidae
Product: chymotrypsin-like
Exons: 3
Coding region: 1-810 (269 amino acids)
Biological process (GO): proteolysis
Molecular function (GO): serine-type endopeptidase activity
Source: RefSeq, a predicted model, not a curated record
AUGAAGGUCGUACUGUUGUUGUCCGCUUUAGCCGUAGGCGGUGUGUUUGCUAUCGGAUCGCCAUCCGAUUCGGCAGAACCCAACUCGCGAAUAGCCGGUGGCGAAGAAACCGAUCCACGAGCGGUUCCCUUUAUCGUCGGUAUUCUGAUUUCGGGUUCUAAUAGACAUGCCUUUUGCGCCGGCAUUUUGAUAUCACCAACACACGUUCUUACGACGGCAAGCUGUGUUUCAAAUCAACCCAUUCUUACAGUGCUUCUGGGGGCAAGUGAUAUGACCAGAAUUCAGGAGUUCAUCGGUGUGGCAAGCAUUCUUAUCCAUCCUAACUACAGCUCGCUGUUGAACCGUGACGACGUUGCGAUCCUUACCAUGGACCGAGCGACGCCGCUGAAUGAGUACAUCCAGGUUGCAAAUCUGCCACGAUGGGGACACGUGGGCAACACGUUCAAUGGGUUUGGAACCACCGUAAGCGGCUGGGGUAACACGGGCAACCGUGACAACGAACCCGUCCCCAUACCUAAUCUUAACUCGAUCCGCACUCCGGUCAUCAGCAACACCGUAUGCGGCCUGUCACACAACUUCAUUCGAGACGACCAUAUUUGUACCUCCGGGGAUAAUGGAGGUCCUUGCGACGGCGACGAUGGUGGUCCAGUCACGAUAACGGACGCUGGCGAAACGAUCGUCAUCGGCAUGCACUCUUUCCAUUAUAGCGGCCUGUUUGGAUGCGAUCGUGGCCGUUCGGCAGUCCAUAUCCGACUCACGAGCUACCUCAGCUGGAUCGAAGCCAAUUCGAACGCCAUCAUUCGAACAUAA